Peronospora matthiolae is the source of this 513-nucleotide messenger RNA. The record is from the annotation of a GenBank genome assembly. Lineage: Eukaryota; Oomycota; Peronosporomycetes; Peronosporales; Peronosporaceae.
AUGAGCAAGAACCUGCUCUCGGUGCCACAGAUUAACAGCCAUGGCAAGUUUCAAGUCGUGUUUGACGGGUCCAAGAUGUAUGUGACUCUCAAGAACUCACAGCAAGUGGUGGCGACAGCGGAUCUCGUGGAUGGACUCUACUGGCUUCGGACGACUCAACGAUCAGCAAAUGUGACAACAAGUGGAACCAGUUGUGCCGAUCUACAUGCGAGAAUGGGUCAUGCUCCAGUCGAUGUACUUCGCAAGCUGAUCGCGACCAACAUGAUCAAGGAUGUGCGAGUCCCUCUCAAAUCGGGUGGAGCAACUACAUGUCGAGGAUGUCAACAAGGGAAAAUGGUCCAAAAACCAUUUCCAAGCAACCGAGACAAGCGCAGCUACGAUAAGUGUGAGCUGCUUCAUCUGGACAUCUGUGGGUCCAUGGAAAACGAUUCGCUCGGUGGUAGCAGAUAUAUGCUACUGAUCGUAGACGAAGCCAGUGGAGUGGAUGCACGAAGGGCUUUUGUCUACGAGUGA